Pyricularia grisea is the source of this 249-nucleotide messenger RNA. RefSeq lists its product as uncharacterized. Lineage: Eukaryota; Fungi; Ascomycota; Sordariomycetes; Magnaporthales; Pyriculariaceae. The transcript has a single exon. The coding region runs from base 1 to 249 and encodes 82 amino acids. The record is from RefSeq and is a predicted model, not a curated record.
AUGUGUGUGCAGGUCAACCUCUUGUUUACCUGCGGACAUCGCAGUUUCGAUCGGAUCGACAACUGUCGCGAUUUGGGGGUAAAAUGCUUCGGGCCAUCCUCUAAGCACCGAGACACGAAUAUCGAGGGGGAAUGCGAGGAGUGCACCAAGAAGCACUCAGACACGAACAGCGGAGUGCUGAAAAAAGACCCAUGGGGGCGAGACAGUCCCUGGUACGGCAAACAGAACGGCGAAAACCACUCCAAAUAG